Molecule: messenger RNA, 1256 nt
Organism: Cuscuta epithymum
Lineage: Eukaryota; Viridiplantae; Streptophyta; Magnoliopsida; Solanales; Convolvulaceae
Source: the annotation of a GenBank genome assembly
AAACUAGUAAACACCCAUUGCAUACAUCCAACAUUGUUUUUAUCAUACGAGGUUCAAUUCCUCCAUAAUUUUAAUAGCAACUCUCAUCUUCAUGGAGAAAUCAAUUCUCAUUCAGCACUAAAUACUCUAAAUCGCCUUCAGUGCUUAUAUACUUGUAAUAAAGUUUCAUUAGCAUAGACAAAUCCCUACAUAUGCAAUAGUUCAUUAUAUUAAUGAUGCCCAUCACUUAUAUUACUCCUAUUACUAAAACUAUCCCUUCUAUUAUGUUGAUUGUUGCAAUGAUGAUUAUGUUAUCGUCAUCGUCGUUCCCUGCUACUGCACAUAGUCAUCCAUCCAGAAAUCAUGAUGUCCUCGGGGCCAUUGCAGAGAUGCAAAAGGCGAACUACUUCACUUUUGUCAUGCUCAUCAACAUGGCACCUCCUGACCUCUUCCAAGGGAACUUUACUUUCUUAAUGCCCAACGAUAGGGCACUCUCCACAGCCACCCUACCAGACAGUGAUGUCGUCAACUUCUUGCUCUGCCAUUCAAUCCCUUCGACUUUGCUCUUUGAGCACCUCCAACAUUUCCCAACUGGCUCCUUCAUCCCAUCUUCUAAGCCGGAUAUGAUGCUCAGGGUCACCAACCAUGGCCGGAGACAGUUCUUCCUCAACAACUCUCGUCUCAUCAGCCCUAAUAUUUGCACCACCGGCUCCUCCAUAAGAUGUCAUGGGAUUGAUGGGGUUCUACUACCCGCCACCUCCACAAUGGCAUCUAAUCACGGUGGUCUCCCACAUGUGACGAUCGCUCCACCUCCCCCUCCUUAUACUACACCAGUGGCAAAAGCCUUGCCGCCUGCAGCUCCUUCUGAACCGGCACCGCCAGUCACAUCAUAUGAUGAUCCAACACCCACACCACCUCCGGUGGCUAAUUCAUACGAGAUCAACAACGCACAAAGAUUGAAGUUGCUAUCAUCUAUGUGUGAAGGAAUAAUAUUUGGUUUGAUGUCGUUUCUAGUGUUGAUGUAUGACCUAUAGUAUUUUUAAGACAUAAUCAUUUUUCCAUGACAGUAUAUGACUAAAGUUAGCUUCUUUUCUUAUGUAUUAUGUCUGACUUAUAUGUCUUUUUUCAUCCAAAAAUGUAUUUUGUAAUAGAAAAGAGAAAUGUUCCAAUGACUCAAAUGUUCUUAAUUAAGUCAUCCCACCAUUUGCAAAGCAGCCUAAAUCGUAGCUAGUAAAUUUAAUGCGAUGUACUUAACAUUCUCAAAUAUAGAUAUAAUC